GGUGCACAUCCCAUGACCCGCCUGAUGGCGACGGCGGAAGCACAGUUCAGCGCGCUGCUAUCUUCGCAGCCUGCAAAUCUCUCCGACGCUGCGAGCAAGUAUAGACAGAGGAGAGGACGUCAUCCACCGCCAGGCUUCGACAAGUGGUAUGCGUAUGCGCAGGCAAAGAACGCGCUGAUUCCAGAGACGUUCUUCGACCAAAUAAACCACGACCUGGGCCCGUUCUGGGGAAUUGAUGUCGUCGAUUUGCGACGCAGUGCAAGGGGAUUCAGUCCGAAGGUUGUGGUGAGAGGGGGCGUCGUCGAGUCUGCGAACGUCGCGCACGGGAGCUAUAAUCGACCGAGGGAGUUCUUAGAUGUGCUGGAAGAGAUGGUGAAGGAGGGCAUGGUGUUGCCAGAUGUGAAUUUGCCGGUGAAUGUGAAUGACGAGAUCGCCAUGUUAGUGCCGUGGGGAACUAUGGAGACGGCGGUGGAAUUCGCGAGGAGGUUUAUGCCGCCUGCAGAGGAGGUCACGGAUGCAUUUUCGACCCCGGAUGGUGACGGUCUGGAGGAGGAUGAAACAUUCGAUCCUUCAUGGCUUGACGAUCGCUUGCGGCACAAGGCUGGCGGUCCCUAUCUUGGGCCUCGGCCGCUAUGGUCGCUGGUACGGCCUGCGUGUCCACCCAGUUCAGCGACUGCGAGAGGUGAGUUGAUGGCGGAUAUUUGGCACCCGCAGGGGCACACGAGGGUCGAACACAGCGCUGCUGCAUUACUGCCCUUGGAAGUGCCCGUGAACUCCACGGAGGGAUACAUCGCGAACUGGACGGUAGCGACCGACGUAUGUAAUAGGCCGGAGUUGCAGGGAUUACAUGGAAGUUUUGUGGCACCCAAGGCCAUGAGCGUAACGCAAAAGCUGUUUCCGUUGUUCUCGACCUCGAAGAUGUCUGCCUCAAACGAAGUCCUGGUUCCUGCGUUCUCGCCGUUCAACUCGUCGAAUGACACCCCGCCGCUGCCUUGGGCGGAGAAAGAGAAAAAGCUCCACUGGCGCGGUCCUGCGUCCGGAGGCGCGAACUCAAACUUGAAUUGGCAGCGUUUGCAUCGAAAUAGAUUCGUGAGCAUGAUGAACGCAACGCACAUUGAGGUUGCGGAGGGAAUGCUGCAUGCCGGAAACGAAACGACCGUGGGACUUGGAUAUGCUGGUAACUUCAGACUAUUGCCUUCUAACGCGUAUCGUCUCACUUCGCAGAAAGGAGCGAAGAUGGCAGAGUGGGUGAGUGGAUGGGCGGACGCAGGUUUCACUGACUUGCAGUGCGAUGAGUCCGGUGAAAACAGCACCUGCUCUUACAUCGAUGAAUUUUUCUCUGUGAAGGAACCGGCAAGUGUCGGACUAGGGAAGUACAAGUACGCCGCGAUUCUGGAUGGUGACGCUGGCGAUGACGGCGGAGAGCUUGUGCAGCGAUUCGAGGAAGGCAGAGUAGUCUUCAGAGCAAGCGCAUACAAGCAGUGGCAUGACUCAAGGCUCAUCCCUUGGCUGCAUUAUGUCCCUAUGGACAACACAUUCAUCGACAUUUAUGGCGUCAUGGAACACUUGCUCGGGACGGAGAUAGAAGAAAGGCAAGGCGAAGGAGGCGAUGAACAGGCGCGAAGAAUUGCAGGAGCUGGGCAGCAGUGGGCAAAGAAAGCUUUAAGAAAAGAGGAUGCAAUGAUUUACUUGUAUCGGUUGUUGCUGGAAUAUGCGCGUGUCGUUGAUCCGAAGCGGCAUACCCUGGGUUGGGUCGGUGACUUG
This is a messenger RNA of Paraphaeosphaeria sporulosa, 1764 nucleotides long. RefSeq lists its product as uncharacterized. The record is from RefSeq and is a predicted model, not a curated record. The annotation marks the transcript as partial. Lineage: Eukaryota; Fungi; Ascomycota; Dothideomycetes; Pleosporales; Didymosphaeriaceae. The transcript has 2 exons.